Molecule: messenger RNA, 2558 nt
Organism: Pyrgilauda ruficollis (rufous-necked snowfinch)
Lineage: Eukaryota; Metazoa; Chordata; Aves; Passeriformes; Passeridae
Gene: KCTD7
Product: potassium channel tetramerization domain containing 7
Exons: 4
Coding region: 169-1038 (289 amino acids)
Biological process (GO): protein homooligomerization
Molecular function (GO): protein binding
Source: RefSeq, a predicted model, not a curated record
UGCUCCUCCUCCUCCCGGGAAUAACGCUGCUGCUGGCAGCGCUCGGGGCGACGCGGCCGCUGCGGGGAGCGCGCCGGCGAUUGGGGUAAUUCGGGUGAUUAAUUUGGGUCUCCCUUCAGCACUGCCACGGCCUCCUACCCAGCAGAGCUGCUCCCCAGAGCCAGAGGGAUGGUGGUAGUCACGGGGCAGAACAAAGUGAGUGCCACCCCGGAUGAUGCCAUGUCGAGCUCGGAUGCAGAGGAUGAUUUCCAAGAGCCGGCCACUCCCACCGCCACCCAGGCAGGACAAGCGCUACCUCUGCUGCCCCAGCAGUUCCCAGAAGUUGUCCCACUGAACGUGGGGGGGAUGUUUUUCACCACCAGACUGUCCACGCUGCGCAGGUACGAGGACACCAUGCUGGCAGCCAUGUUCAGCGGCAGGCACUACAUCCCCACGGACGCUGAGGGCAGGUACUUCAUCGACAGGGAUGGCACCUACUUCGGAGACAUACUAAACUUCCUACGAUCUGGUGACCUGCCCCCCCGAGAGCGAGUGAGGUCAGUGUACAAGGAAGCUCAGUAUUAUUCCAUAGGACCCUUGCUAGACAAUCUAGAGGAUAUCCAGCCUCUUAAAGGAGAAAAAGUUAGACAAGCUUUCCUGGGCCUAAUGCCAUAUUACAAAGACCACUUGGAGCGGAUCAUCGAGAUAGCCAAGCUGCGAGCCAUGCAGAGGAAGGCCAGGUUUGCCAAGCUGAAGGUGUGUGUGUUCAAGGAGGAGAUGCCCAUCACUCCCUACGAGUGCCCCCACUUCAACUCCCUGCGCUUCGAGCGCAGCGAGAGCGAGACCAAGCUCUUUGAGCACCACUGCGAGGUGGACGUGUCCUUCGGGCCCUGGGAGGCCGUGGCCGACGUCUACGACCUCCUGCACUGCAUCGUCACCGACCUGUCCGCCCGCGGCAUCACCGUGGACCACCAGUGCAUCGGCGUGUGCGACAAGCACCUCAUCAACCACUACUACUGCAAGCGCCCCAUCUACGAGUUCAAGAUCACCUGGUGGUGAGCAAAGCAAAGGGUCAGAGGACUCCCAGAGGACAAACGUUCUUUCAAAGUUGCCUGGUAGUGAGUAUGGUGGCACAUCGAGGGGUGAAAGGACUCCCAGAGGACAAAUGUUCUUUCGAGAUGGCCUUGUGGUGAGUGUGGUGGCACAGCAAGGGAUGAAGGGACUUCUAGAGAACAAAUUCUUUCAAGAUUGCCUGGUGGUGUGGUGGCACAUCGAGGGGUGAAAGGACUGCUAAAGGACAAAUGUUCUUUUAAGAUCACCUGGUGGUGAGUUGUGGUGGCACAUUGAGGGGUGAAAGCACUCCUAGAGGACAAAUUCUUUCAAGGUCACUUUGUGGUGAGUGUGGUGGCACAUUGAGGGGUGAAAGCACUCCUAGAGGACAAAUCUUCUUUCAAGGUCACCUGGUGGUGAGUGUGGUGGCACACUGAGGGGUGAAAGCACUCCUAGAGGACAAAUUCUUUCAAGGUCACUUUGUGGUGAGUGUGGUGGUACUUCGAGGGGUGAAAGGAUUUCUAGAGGACAAAUGUUCUUUCAAGGUCACUUUGUGGUGAGUGUGGUGGCACAUCGAGGGGGGAGAGGACUCCUAAAGGACAAAUGUUCUUGGCAGUUACCUUGCUGCUCACAUUCCUUGGGAUCAGCCUGCUGGCAGGGGUUGGGAACACCUCUGGAAACUUGGAAAACCAGCCUGAAAUCAGACUGUUGGCUCAGGUACCUUAACGAGGCACAAAACAAAAUCACCUCAUGCAAAGGAUGGAGGCAAGUGGCUGAACAUCUGCUAAAAGGUGCCACCAACCACGUGGCUUCAGGAUGGAAUUGCGGAUUUUUCCUGCAUUUUUGGGAAUCUGGGGUGCUACUAAAGCUGACAUUUCAGUUUUACCCUCUUAGAAAUGUUUUAGUUCCUCCUUCAGCUUUAUAAAGUUUGAGUCACACCCAGCACAAAGAUCUGGAAAUGUCAUUUUGAUGUACUAGAUAAUUUAAAAAAAAAAAAAGGAAUAUUCCUUAUAUAUUAUUAAUUGUUGUCAGGAUUAAACUGUAUUUCUUUUUUAAUUAAGAAUCUAUGUUGUGAAUUAUAAUGUUGUACUUCAAUUAUUUCUGUUGUUAUCAAAAGGAAUAGCAGAUCUGGCGUAUAUUCCUUAAUGCUUUUAGGAAUAAUAACUGUUCAUGGAAGACUUGUGCCUGUUUUUAGCCUUAGAAAUUUUAAAUGUUUACAAUAUAUACAAAAAAAAAAAAGCUCUUUAGAAUCAGGUCAUUUGCAAAGGCUUUUGGUAAAUGAGAGAACCCUGUCUGUACGUUCCUAUCAGCAGUAGUGAGAGGAAUAUUUAAUGUAUAUUAUUUUAUUACUGACUCUUUUUACAUUCUGUGAUAUUAAACUUUAUUUUAGACUUAAAGUCAGAUGAUAUUAGACAAGUGCUUCCUUCACCUCACCUUUUUCAGACAAUUAAAUCUUAAUUUUAUCCUUCUUCUUGAUCCUUCUUGAUGUCGUAGAAGGAAAACCAAAAUUCAAACUUCAUACUCAGAUA